This is a messenger RNA of Andrographis paniculata, 1332 nucleotides long. RefSeq names its product pantoate--beta-alanine ligase. The record is from RefSeq and is a predicted model, not a curated record. Gene Ontology annotation, molecular function: pantoate-beta-alanine ligase activity. The coding region runs from base 202 to 1140 and encodes 312 amino acids. Gene Ontology annotation, biological process: pantothenate biosynthetic process. The transcript has 5 exons. Lineage: Eukaryota; Viridiplantae; Streptophyta; Magnoliopsida; Lamiales; Acanthaceae.
GAGUAUAUUUAUUAAUAGACCGAAAGCUAUCCGAAGCCCAAUAAAUAAAUAAUAAAAGCCAUCCACCAAAUCUAUCUAACUCCCAAACAGUACCUACCGUCUUCCUCGACAAGCACCCAUCGUCGUCGCAGAUGUCUCCCGAAAUUCUCAUACGUACCUGCGAAGCACGCUAGUAGCGUUUCGAUCUUCACUUCAGCAUCAAUGGCGAGCAAAGAGCCGCUGAUUAUCACAGGCAAGGAGGAGAUGCGACGGUGGUCGAGGGCGGCGCGCGCGGAGGGGAAAUCCAUUGCAUUAGUCCCUACCAUGGGGUAUCUCCACCAAGGUCAUCUAACCCUAAUUCGAGAGUCUCUUAGAUACGCAGAGGCAAUCGUGGUAUCGAUUUAUGUAAAUCCAGGACAGUUCUCUCCCACCGAAGAUCUUUCGACAUAUCCGUCGGAUUUUGUCGGCGACAUUCGGAAAUUGAGGUCGAUUUCCGGCGCCGGCGUGGAUGUCGUCUUCCACCCGAAGGAUCUGUACGGCUACGGCCGGAGCAAUUCGUCGAAAAUCGAUGAAAACAGAAGUGAAGGAGAAGUGGUUUCGUGUGUGGAGAAGAGUGGGAAUGGGCACGAGACAUGGGUGAGGGUAGAGAGGCUGGAGAAAGGAUUGUGUGGGAAGAGCAGACCUGUGUUCUUCAGAGGCGUGGCCACCAUUGUUGCCAAGCUUUUCAACAUUGUGGAGCCUGAUGUUGCUGUGUUUGGGAAGAAGGAUUAUCAACAAUGGAGGAUCAUACAGAGAAUGGUGCGAGAUCUCGAUUUUGGAAUAAAGGUGGUUGGAACCGAGAUAGUUAGAGACGACGAUGGCCUUGCCAAGAGUUCGAGAAAUGUGCGUCUAUCACCGGAGGAGAGGGCAAAGGCAUUGUCGAUUAGUAAAUCGCUUUUCAGCGCUAAACUUGCCGCAGAGAAGGGUCAGGUGAAUUGUCAAGAGCUAAUAAAUUCCGUUGCGCAAUCUAUAACCAAAGCAGGCGGAAAAGUCGAUUACGCAGAGAUUGUAGAUCAAGAAAAUUUGGAUCUGGUGAAAGAGAUCAAGAGCCCAGCUGUAUUCUGCGUCGCGGCAUGGUUUGGGAAUGUUCGGCUAAUCGACAAUAUGGAAAUCAACAUUUAACAGAGAAACCAUAAUUGCUUUGAAAAAUAGGUACCAGAAACUUAUCCUAAUUGAGUUCUUGAAGCAAUGGCUAUGAUUUAUGAACUACAGCUACACGAUAACCUUAGGUUAACUUAUUUCGACAUUUUCAACAUUCAUGUAUCUCGGGUUUCUUCAGAAUUGCAUUUAUGUAACUUCUUUAAGUUUUCUGAA